AUGGCGCUCGCCAGCCUCACCAGAAACAGCGCAACUCCCAGGACCCCAUCGGGCCCACAGCGUCAGAUGACGCGAGCCCCAGCCGGAAGUGAAGGAAAAAGCGCUUCAGCCCGCGGCGCCUGCGCAGAAGGCUGUAGACGCUGUGAAGCAGGAGGCACUUGGGAUCGUCCGCAGGAUUGGGACUGCUACAGAGGCCGCCACGGAGCCCGCCGGAGCUACCGUUCCUCUUGCUGCUGCCGCCGCUGCCCGAAUCGGAACCGUCGGGCCGCAGCCGCCGGCAAUGCCGCGAAGGAAGGUUUGAACUUCGUGUUUUCAGCAUCACGGUUCGUUUUAUUUCCAGUGUUAAUACAAACCCACAGAGUAAAUGCUUCUGUGCUAAUGUCUGGAUCUAUGGUGUUACAGAGGAAUGCAGGCAGUAGUUCAGAUGGAACCGAAGAUUCCGAUUUUUCUACAGAUCUCGAGCACACAGACAGUUCAGAGAGCGAUGGCACAUCUCGGAGAUCUGCCCGAGUCACCCGCUCCUCAGCCCGGCUGAGCCAGAGUUCCCAAGAUUCCAGCCCUGUUCGAAAUUUGCAGUCUUUUGGCGCUGAGGAGCCUGUUUAUUCUACCAGGAGAGUGACCCGUAGUCAGCAGCAGCCUACCCCAGUGACUCCGAAAAAAUACCCACUUCGGCAGACUCGUUCGUCUGGCUCAGAAACUGAGCAAGUGGUUGACUUUUCAGAUAGAGAAACUAAAAAUACAGCUGAUCAUGAUGAGUCUCCACCUCGAACUCCAACUGGAAACGCACCUUCUUCUGAGUCUGACAUAGAUAUCUCCAGCCCCAAUGUGUCUCAUGAUGAGAGCAUUGCCAAGGACAUGUCCCUGAAAGACUCAGGCAGCGAUCUCUCUCAUCGCCCCAAGCGCCGUCGCUUCCAUGAAAGCUAUAACUUUAAUAUGAAGUGUCCUACACCAGGCUGUAACUCUCUAGGACAUCUUACAGGAAAACAUGAGAGACAUUUCUCCAUCUCAGGAUGCCCGCUCUAUCACAACCUCUCAGCUGACGAGUGCAAGGUGAGAGCACAGAGCCGGGAUAAGCAGAUAGAAGAAAGGAUGCUGUCCCACAGGCAAGAUGACAACAACAGGCAUGCAACCAGGCAUCAGGCACCAUCAGACAGGCAGCUGCGAUAUAAGGAAAAGGUUGCUGAACUCAGGAAGAAAAGAAAUUCGGGGCUGAGCAAAGAACAGAAGGAGAAAUAUUUGGAACACAGGCAGACCUACGGGAACACUCGGGAACCUCUCUUGGAAAACCUGACGAGCGAGUAUGACUUAGAUCUUUUCCGAAGAGCACAAGCCCGCGCUUCAGAGGACUUGGAGAAGUUAAGGCUGCAAGGCCAGAUCACAGAGGGGAGCAACAUGAUUAAAACAAUAGCUUUCGGUCGCUAUGAGCUUGAUACUUGGUACCAUUCUCCCUAUCCUGAAGAAUAUGCACGACUGGGACGGCUCUAUAUGUGUGAAUUCUGUUUAAAGUACAUGAAGAGCCAAACGAUACUCCGCCGACACAUGGCUAAGUGUGUGUGGAAACACCCACCUGGUGAUGAGAUAUAUCGCAAAGGUUCAAUAUCCGUGUUUGAAGUGGAUGGCAAGAAAAACAAGAUCUAUUGCCAAAACCUGUGCCUGUUGGCCAAGCUUUUUCUGGACCACAAAACAUUAUAUUACGAUGUGGAGCCCUUCCUGUUCUAUGUUAUGACAGAAGCGGACAACACUGGCUGUCACCUGAUUGGAUAUUUUUCCAAGGAGAAGAAUUCAUUCCUCAACUACAAUGUAUCCUGUAUCCUUACUAUGCCUCAGUACAUGAGGCAGGGCUAUGGCAAGAUGCUCAUUGAUUUCAGUUAUUUGCUUUCCAAAGUGGAAGAAAAAGUUGGGUCCCCAGAACGUCCCCUCUCAGAUCUGGGGCUCAUAAGCUAUCGCAGUUACUGGAAAGAAGUGCUUCUUCGUUACCUGCAUAAUUUCCAAGGCAAAGAGAUUUCUAUCAAAGAAAUUAGCCAGGAGACAGCUGUGAAUCCUGUGGACAUUGUCAGCACUCUGCAAGCCCUUCAGAUGCUCAAGUAUUGGAAAGGAAAACACCUAGUUUUAAAGAGACAGGACCUGAUUGAUGAGUGGAUAGCCAAAGAGGCCAAGAGAUCCAAUUCCAAUAAAACCAUGGAUCCCAGCUGUUUAAAAUGGACCCCUCCCAAGGGCACUUAAAGUGACCUCUUACUCUGAGCCAGCGAACCCCAGCAGUAGGAAUCCGUACCCUAGGGAUCUGUCUGUCAUUUCUGUUGCUCUUGUGAUUGGCAAGUACAGUAUCCUUUGGGAAGGCCAUCCCCCUCAGGACUGUCCUGGCUCCGACCUUCAUGUACACUGCAGACGCUGGUUCUGAGGAACUGUUGUUUCGGCCUCAGUGAGGUUGCCCGGAUGGGAUCUAUAUUAGACUUGAGUGCAGGUCCCUCAUAGCACUGACCCAAGGUGUUCUGUUUGGUACUGUACCUGUCCAGUCACCGGUUCUCUCCUCAUGUUCUCUAGCCCCAUGAGGUUGUGUUGUGUCUUCUAAACUUGUACUAGUGCUUCUUGCCGCCUGGUCGCCAGACCUCCAAAUAUAGUUCCACUGCCGGGACCUUUCCAGUUAUUCCUUACAUGUGUUUUUUGGACGGGCAGGGAAGAGGUAACACUUCUGAGUAUGUGUGCUGGGAGGGGUCCAUUCCUUUUGGAUUUCAUCUCACUUUAAAUAUUUUCCUCCAUUUUUAUGGAAAGACUUGUUUUGAUCAGUAUCAGGCUGACCAGAGCCAAAUACUUUUGAAGCUUCACCCAGGGAUUAGUCUUGAGAACAGCAUAUCAUCUAUCUGAAUGAGAUGGAGAGAGGGAAGAGGUGGUGAUUCUGUGCUGAGUUCACCUGUGGGCAGUGGGCCACUACUUGGUGGAAGGGAAUGGAUGCUUUUUGCCUCACCAGAAAGUGCCCAAUAGUAAAGGUUUUCUUCCCUCUUGACUCCAUGCCCCUUUUUAUGUUUGCAGGUGCCAAAAUAAUUUCCAGUUCUCCCUUUUAUGCUGCAUGUUAACUGGUUCAUUAACCGCAAAACCAUUUUCACCAGUACCAGUCUGAUAUGCACACCUUUACUUCCACAUAAGUUGCACUGAUUUUUGUCUGAACAUCCUCGGAGAAGUGGAAACUAAUUGAAAAGUAUCUCCACCCAUGACUCAACCAGGCAGAAGGGCCACCCCGCCAAGGUUUGCUUCUCUUCAACAGUGCCUCACCCUCCCUCUAGGCUAAAGUGCUUGUGCUCAUCCAAGAACUCCAUUUCCUUUUCGGGAUUUGCCACCAUCCCCCUCUCCUCUGAUCUCCUCUCUUUGGUGGUAUUUAAGUGAAGGAAGAAAUGCUCCCUCUAAUUUCUCUCUAGCCCAUUAUAACCUGCUAUUUUGGGGCAGCUUUUGAUGUAUGACAUGUCACCCUCCCCAACUUGAUCGCCUAUAACACUGCUGUCUUCAUGCGGAGCCCUCACCACAAUCCCGACUCUGGUCAUUUGUGCCUUUCUCUUGUCAUCGCUGUACACUACUUAAUAUUCACUGUGGGUUGGGGGGAGCUAAUUUUAAGCAUGUUCAAUGGCAGCUCCCUGCCAGUUUCAGUGUCACUGUUAAAAUUUAUCCAAAAGCAACUUCACUGGGGGUUUUCUUAAAGGGUAAAGGCCUUUUAUUGAAGCUAACCCUUCCCCACAUGGGGUAGAAUGUGCUGUUCUAUAUCUACUCAAUAAAGCAUGUUCUCUGCUUAAGUCUGUUUCACCCAGGAGCUCUUAUUACAAAGAUGGUGCAGUUCAUCUGCUACUAAUAGGAAAUGCACUUGGGAUCUGUUUUCUCUAACGGUAAACUAUCAAGGGAUGUGGUUUGUGGCUGUGGGAUAUCUUUUCUCUGUGAUGCAGCCUAUCUGCAGAGGGUAUGCUUACUCUGAACUUGUCCAGGUGGUGGAAUAAAUUCUCUGCCUUCCUUUGGUUCCAACUAAUAGGUAUGUGGAGCAAGGACUAGUCAGUAUUAUUCAUUUUUUCAUUAAGUUCAUUUUCCUCUGAUUUCAAGGGCAAAUGAAUCAGUAGGGAGUUAGGAUAGAUGGGCUACAAUUAAUUGAUGCUUGUGGGAAGGUGGGAAUAGGUGUAUCCCUCCUCAUCUCCAGGCUCAUUAGCCAAUAGUGAGCUGUAUCACUUCUCAUCAUUGACUCUCGGGUUGCCUGAUUCCUGAGAGUAGCUCUAUUUUCCUGCAGUGUUUACCCAGUGCAGGGGAAGGGAGGCUGGCCACUUAGCUCUAUGAUGGAAAGGAGGAGGGUGGGGUUUGUAUUUGCUGGGGUGGUUUUGCUCACCAUGGCCAGUAGUGGUGAGAACCCAUCCCUGCGGGCAGCUAAGGGUCCCCUCUGCAAAGUUAGAGUCCUGUGUGUCACUUAUGGGGGGUGGGAGGUGGCAGGAAGGGAAGCUUAAAUAAAAUGACGCUUAAUAUUUUUAUUAGUAUAUGAUGUGUGCCCAAAUCUCACUGUUCUAGAUAUUUGCAUCAAAGGGAAAUUAUGCUUUCACAUUUUGAGCCAAUUGAAGUCGGUAAUAUUGACCAUGGGCAUGGAAUGGUGAGAGGUCACGGCACCUGAAGCUUUGUGCACAGUCCCGGUCCCCAACCUCUACUGAUUGCCACCCCCCUUUCUUUACAUAAGGAUACAGUAAGUUCUCACUUAACAGCAAUAGGUUCUGCACCUUUAAGUGAAAUUAUGUUACCAAAACCAGUUGUACCAUAGCUAGUUGAUAUAAACAGAGUUAAGUUCCUGCCGCAUCUCGUCAACUUAUAACAAAAUGACAUUGAACGAAAUGGUGUUAUUCAAGGACCUACUGUAAAAGGAAGAUUUCUCUGGUUUAAAUCACAGGAACAGUGUUAAACUUUCUUGUCAACUUUCAGUAAAACGGUCUAUCCCUCUGACUCCUUUUUUAUCUGCACGAAAGAAUCUCAGCUGCUUAGGCUCCUUCAUUAGAAGAGCAAGUCUGGCGUUAUUCCUGGAUCCGGCUCCUGACUAAUCAUCCUCUCCUCGUUAGAUUUCCUUGCUUUAGCCACAGGCUCCCAUGCUUCUAGUGGCUUCCACUGCAGGGAAAAUAAUGGAACUGGUGAAAACUUUUGGACAAAGGAUUUUAGUUGAUUCUAUAAGCAGCAGGUGGGGGCCAGAGACCUAACCCAGGAAGGAAAAGCUGUGCCCAUUCUGGCUCUGCUGCUGAUUGAGGAAUAAACUGUUAGGUAAGCAUCGUCCCUUUACUUAGUGGUUUCCUUCAGUCCUCACACAUCACUGCAAGGUGGGUAUGCUAUCCCUUUUCCACAUGAGGAAAUUUGCGGCUCAGGUCUUGCUGCUGAGAUGCAGGAGCGGAAUGAGAGCCCUGCUUUUCAGACUCCAAGUUCCAUACUUGACAGUGCUAUCUGGUAGCCUCUGUCCCUGGCCUCCCAUUUCUCACCAGGGAAUAAUGAGUCAUUUAAUUUUUAACAUGGUGUACCCUUGAUAAAGCAAGAUGAUGCUUUGACUUGUCCUCAGCUUUGGUUUAUCUCUUUAGUUCUGGGCAGGCCUAGCUGGGGUUAGGAAUGUCCUCAAAUGAAGUUCAAGGUCAAGAUUGGAACUACAUAUGAAAAGCCAGUGUAGGGAAAUAGAUUACAGCUUGCUUACAGUACACAUUCCUUCUGGAAUCUGAAACAAGUGGGAAGUGGCUUUUUGGAUCUAAGUGACUUUCAGGGUGGUCCUACACAUGCCUGCCAAAUGACAUUAAAGAGACUUUAUGAGAGGUGCUAAGAUCAAGCACCUCAGCUCAGCAGUGAUCCUUGCUUUUGAAAAUAUAGGUAUUGAGUCUUCUUUAAAAUUCACAUAACGAAACUGCACACAUUUAUGUAUAGCUGAAAAAUUGAGCCCUUUCCUGGAUGGGGGUUAGGAUUUCAGGUCCCCUGGUUUGAGAAAGCAGGGAUCUGGCUUCCUGCCUGCCUUCACAAACCGAAAAACAGUUCUUGGUGUGUGCAGGCUCUGAUAACUCAUUCAGUGAGGGAAAAUGACGAGGGGGAGGCCUGGCUCGCUGGCUUUGAACAUUCGUUUCCUGCAGCCUUGCAGGUGCACAUAUGUAGAAAACUCUAUACCGGGGUUUUGCUUGUUAAUGAAAAACUACAUGUGAUGUGUGCUAGGAGUUGUAGAAUUUUAGAAACUAUUUUAGCUAUGCAUUGGGAUCAUGCAGUGACAGUUGGAUCACUGGUUUUACCUCAGCACUUUUUGAUACAAAUUCGUGUGACAUCCUCUUUCAGACUGCUUCCUAGUGUUGGGGGCAGUAUCUUUGCCUUUCUUUGUGGCAUCUUCAACAAUACCAAUAAACAUUACUAAGAAAGAAACAAA
Molecule: messenger RNA, 6388 nt
Organism: Eptesicus fuscus (big brown bat)
Lineage: Eukaryota; Metazoa; Chordata; Mammalia; Chiroptera; Vespertilionidae
Gene: KAT7
Product: lysine acetyltransferase 7
Exons: 15
Coding region: 1-2223 (740 amino acids)
Biological process (GO): regulation of DNA-templated transcription
Cellular component (GO): nucleus
Molecular function (GO): zinc ion binding; histone acetyltransferase activity
Source: RefSeq, a predicted model, not a curated record